Lactuca saligna is the source of this 474-nucleotide messenger RNA. The record is from the annotation of a GenBank genome assembly. Lineage: Eukaryota; Viridiplantae; Streptophyta; Magnoliopsida; Asterales; Asteraceae.
AUGUGCUUUUGGACGAUAAAAAGAAGAGGCAAUAGAGCUGCCAUCGCAAGCCAUCCACCACCACAUGUUGCUAUUGUUAUUCCGACCACCACCACUUCUUUCCUCUCUAUUUCCGGUGCCCCCUUCGACCAACACCACCGAGAGAAUUACUUCUACGGUCUUCCUCCGGAAACCAUCGCGCCCUCCCUCUCUCCCUGGGUCCUCCGUCUGUGCGAAUCAGUUCCCGUCGUGGCCGCCGACAGCAUCUCUUUCAUUCUUCGUCUGCAUCACCUCUUUCUAAGAAUCAGAAUAUCUGAGUAUAGACCUUCUGAAUCUGAUUAUGAAUCACUACCUUCUGAUUGUGAAUUGUAUAAAACUAAAUUAGCUUAUAUAAAGAUUGGCUAUGGAUUGAUAAGACUUGAAGAUAUUUCUAGACGGGUUGAGAUCAUAUUGUGUGUUGUUUUUGUUGUUCAAAGAAGGAUUCACGAGGCUUAA